GCGCAAAACACGCGUCAUCAUUUUCACCUCGAUUAACACAAGAGCAAUGGAGAUGGAGUCCUCCUCUCUUCCUCUCAACAACUGCCAUGUUCUCAAAUUCCGUUUAGCCGCCAACAGGCUCCACUCCAUCGUCCAUGGCGUCGCUCUCCUCUUCCUAUUCCACUACAGGCUCACGCAAAUCUUCAACCGCACCUCCAUAUUCCCUCACCUUCUCAUGUUCACGGCGGAGGCCAUUCUCGCUUUCAUUUGGUUCCUCAAUCAGCCUUCCCGAUGGACGCCAAUCGUCCGCAAGGCGUUCCCGGAGAGACUCGCCGGCGACGAAAAACUCCCCUCCGUCGACGUGUUCGUCUGCACUGCGGAUCCGAGCAAGGAGCCUAGCCUCAAAGUUAUGAACACUGUUAUAUCUGCUAUGGCGCUCGAUUACCCCCCCGAGAAGCUCAACGUUUACAUUUCCGACGACGGCGGGAGCGCCGUAACCCUACGCGCCGCCGAACAGGCCUGGAUUUUCGCGAAAAUCUGGAUUCCGUUUUGCCGGAAGUAUGAGGUGAAAAAGAGGUGUCCGGAGGCGUAUUUCCUCAAGGCAAAGAAGGUUAACGGCAAUGGGAAGGUUUACAGCAGCGAAUUCAUACUUGAGAAGAAGGAAAUUCAGGAACGGUACUUGGAGUUCAAGUCCCGGAUCUCGGAGAUUGUGGCGAAGUCCGGCGUCGCUACCAGCAGAGAUCACCCGCCUGUAAUUGAGGUGAUUAGUGAAAAUGAAAAUGUCGAAGAAGAACGACGACAUCUGCCAUUUCUGGCAUACGUUGCGAGGGAGAAGAGGCCAUUCCAUCCUCACCAUUUCAAAGCAGGAGCUCUCAAUGUUCUGCUUCGAGUAUCCGCCAUGAUCACCAAUUCUCCUUACAUUCUCGUCCUCGACUGCGACAUGUAUUGCAACGAUCCGUCGUCUGCUCGACAAGCGAUGUGCUUCCACCUCGACUCCAAAUUAUCCCCCAAUCUCGGUUUCGUGCAGUUUCCGCAGAAAUUCUACAAUGUUUCGAAGAACAAUGAUAUCUAUUCUGGCCAUAUGAGAUCUUUUUGGGAAAAAUGGCAAGGGCUGGAUGGGAUUCUCGGACCGAUUUUGUCGGGAACUUGCUUUUACAUAAAGAGGAAGGCUCUCUACGGAACCCCCGAUUCUCUUGAUGAUCAGGGUCAAAUCAAGGUUGCCGACCUAAACAAGUGUUUCGGUUCAUCGAACGGGUUUAUUACAUCGAUUAAUAGAAAUUACGAUACGGAGCAUCCCAACUGCUCGAAGAUUUUGGAUAAUUCAAACGAGAUUCGAUCGUUGGCCUCUUGCAACUACGACGAAGGCACGGAUUGGGGACAAGAGGUUGGAUUCAGAUACUCUGUCGUUGAAGACUACUUCACAGGCUUCAAACUACACUGCUCGGGAUGGACUUCGGUGUACAUCGAUCCAACGAGGCCGUGUUUCUUGGGCGCGAGUCCGAUAACGCUCGGCGAGCAUAUGUUUCAGCACAUGCGAUGGUACUUCGGGCUGAGCCAAAUCGGGCUGUCGAGAUUCUCCCCGCUUCUGUACGGCUCGUCGAGAAUGUCGUUUUGGCAAAGCGUUUGCUACGCAGAUUUAGCGCACACCGCGCUUUACUUCGUGCCGCUGUAUAUGCUCGCCGUCGUUCCCCAACUCUGUCUCCUCCUCCGCGUCGCGUUAUAUCCUGAGGUUUCGAGCUUGAGCUUCGGCGUGUUCUUGUUCGUUUUCUUCUCGUCGCAAGCGAAGCAUAUGCAAGAGGUGUUGUCGACGGGGCAUUCGAUCAGGUCGUGGCUCGGCGAGCAACGAAUGUGGAUGUUCCAUUCGCUGGCGCCGUACCUGUACGCGACGACCGAUGUCGUUUUGGAGAAAAUUGGGAUGCGGGCAGCGAAUUUCUCGCCGACGAAUAAAGUCGUUGACGGCGAGCAAGAGGAGCGAUACCGGAUGGGAUUGUACGACUUCCGAGCGUCAGCGGCGUUCAUGGUUCCGUUGUGCAGCAUUUACGCGCUGAACGUCGCGUCGUUCGCGGUUGGCUUACGGCGAAUCCUGAACGGAGAUGGCGAUGGGACGGGCUCGACGCUCGGGCAGUGGCUGUUACCGUUAUACGGCGUGGUUUUGCAUUUCCCGUUGCUCGAAGGAAUGUUGUUUAGGAAAGACAAGGGGAGAGUUUCGCCCUUCGUUACCAUUAUGUCUGCUGCUGUAUGUGUAGCCGUUUUUUUAUCAGCAAAUCGGGAUUAAAUCCAACCGUCGGAUUCUCGUUUCAA
Andrographis paniculata is the source of this 2280-nucleotide messenger RNA. RefSeq names its product cellulose synthase-like protein G2. Gene Ontology annotation, molecular function: mannan synthase activity; cellulose synthase (UDP-forming) activity. The record is from RefSeq and is a predicted model, not a curated record. The transcript has 8 exons. Gene Ontology annotation, biological process: plant-type primary cell wall biogenesis; cellulose biosynthetic process. Gene Ontology annotation, cellular component: trans-Golgi network; plasma membrane. NCBI's taxonomy places the organism in Eukaryota, Viridiplantae, Streptophyta, Magnoliopsida, Lamiales, Acanthaceae. The coding region runs from base 47 to 2254 and encodes 735 amino acids.